This is a messenger RNA of Danio aesculapii, 2292 nucleotides long. RefSeq names its product hydroxysteroid (11-beta) dehydrogenase 2 (gene hsd11b2). Lineage: Eukaryota; Metazoa; Chordata; Actinopteri; Cypriniformes; Danionidae. Gene Ontology annotation, molecular function: oxidoreductase activity. The coding region runs from base 312 to 1235 and encodes 307 amino acids. The transcript is spliced from 5 exons. The record is from RefSeq and is a predicted model, not a curated record.
UUGCAGUUGUCUUUCUGGAUUUACAUCGGCGUAAUGUCUAUCUUUGUUGGUGGAAGCGGUGAAGAAGUUUCUGGCAUUCCAAUAUCGGUGCCAUGCCCUCAGUGGUGGUAUGGCUGGGUGCCACUCUGCUGGUGGAGAGACUGUUGCCCUGUGCAUGCCCGCUGUGCUGGCAAGACUGGUCCUCUGUGUGUGCUGCUGGCUGUACUUCACGUGGCCACCCCUAACCCCUCCCUGCCAGUUGAAGACAAGCAGUCUUCAUCACAGGUUGUGAUUCAGGCUUUGGUAAUGCUACAGCAAAGAAGUUGGAUGCAAUGGGGUUUGAAGUGUUUGCGACCGUGCUCAACCUGGAGGGAGAGGGAGCUAAGCAUUUGCGCAAAGUCUGUUCAUCACGCCUUACCCUCCUGCAAGUAGACAUCACCCAGCCUCAGCAGGUACAGCAAGCCCUGCUCGACACCAAGGCCAAACUUGGCAUAAGAGAAUUGUGGGGGCUUGUGAACAACGCUGGCUGGUGUGUAAAUAUCGGGGAUGCUGAGCUCUCUCUCAUGUCCAACUACAGAGGAUGCAUGGAAGUCAACUUCUUUGGAACGGUAACCGUCACCAGAACUUUCCUACCACUUCUCAGACAGUCUAAAGGCCGGAUCGUGACAAUCUCCAGCCCUUCAGGUGAGCAUCCCUUCCCUUGCUUGGCAUCAUAUGGGGCUUCAAAGGCUGCUCUGAAUCUUUUUAUCAACACACUUCGUCAUGAGCUGGAUCCAUGGGGUGUCAAAGUCUCCACUAUCUUACCCUCAGCCUAUAAGACAGGACAGAGCAGUAACGCAGAGUACUGGGAAAAACAGUACAAGAGCCUGAUCCAGGGCUUGCCCCCAAACCUUCUGGAAGAAUAUGGGGAAGAAUAUCUGCUGGAGACCAAGGAGCUCUUCCAGAAUUAUGCCAAAACAGCCAACGAAGACCUGAGCCCUGUCAUCGACACCAUUGUGGAAGCGCUCCUUUCUCCUCAACCCCAGGUGCGAUACUACGCCGGGCCUGGUUUAAUACUCAUGUACUUCAUCUGCAGCUACUUACCAUUCAGCAUCAGCGACAGGUUCCUCCAGAAGCUGUUUGUACAGAAGAAAGUGAUGCCUCGCGCCCUUAUGAAGCAGCAAGGCCUGAGCCCUAAUGACAAUAACAACAGCAUAAAGGAGAAUAUGAAUGACAGCAGCAGCAACAACAGCAACUUCACAAAGUGUAUUGAUUAGUUCUGAAAAAAAACAUUCUUUAGCACCACUAAUGUGAUCUACUUGUAGAGUUUUGUUUCUAUUGUGUAUACUUUACUUUUCUCUUGUCUUUAUGUUGUAUAUAUUGUUUAAUACUUUGAGGGGAUCACUGAACUGCACCAUAUCAUCUAUGGCACAGCCAGCAUGGCAGUUGACGCUUUUGAGCAUCAUGAAGAUAAUAAUAUAUAAGAGGUCAGGCCCACAGACCACUUUUAGAGUCAAUACAAGUUCUCAGGUGAGGCAAAAAUAAAUACAAACAGACUUCAAACAUAUGACUUCUGACUGAAAUCACAAUGAAAACUGAUGCACCAUAGACCCAUGAAUUUGUUGUGAUGUUUUAAUGUCACAAAGGCUUGAAUGGUCAUUAAAGGCCUGUUUACAUCAAGACCAAUAACUAUGUUAAUAUUGAUCAAAGAUUGGCAACAAUAUAUGAUCAUUUGGAAUUACGUUUAGAACUAUAUUUGAAAGAUAUAUGAAAGAUUAAAAACAUUGUCAGCUAAUCAGAAUCCAUUCUGCCUUAGAGAGUGUGAGAAUUUAAAGUGGUAGAGCAUAAAACAGCAGUGCGUGCCUAUAAUAACCACAAUGAUAACAUGUAUUGGUGUGGAUGCUAAUAUAGCUAUUUUUGUUGGUGUGAACAGGCUUAAACAGCAGACACUACAGGCUGUGUUUCCUUACUGCACUGAGAGGUUGAUGAUAACGUUACUAUGAUCAGUCCAAGGUCAAAUGUGGUCAGAGUACAGUACACCAUCAAGUAAACAUUGUGGGUUGUUUCUUUAAUUUUUGUAUUUUAGAUAAGCGACCAAUGGCCUGAAGUGGUUUCUUUUUUAAAAAAUAUGUUUUACUCGAUAGUUUUGCAUUUGUUGUAAUUGUUUAUAUUUUCCAUGUCACGGUUUUGGCGUAUUUAUGCCAUUUUGUUCUUAAUAAAUCACUUAAGCUGUGAAUUUUUUACAAAUAUGAAAACAAAAACAUGAAAAAAAAUGUAAAUUUGUUCACUUGAUCAUUCUUAGAGUAUAUUAAAGUUGACUUUUUAAAUAUUCAA